Molecule: messenger RNA, 5392 nt
Organism: Aplysia californica (California sea hare)
Lineage: Eukaryota; Metazoa; Mollusca; Gastropoda; Aplysiida; Aplysiidae
Exons: 27
Coding region: 115-4794 (1559 amino acids)
Molecular function (GO): protein binding
Source: RefSeq, a predicted model, not a curated record
UCUUACGCGGCCCAGCUGUGACUAGCCUAACUGACACUACUGUCAACAUAGAGGCUAAGUGUCAAGAUCAAAUUAGGCCUAUUGAAGCGUUAGAAGGUCACUUUAUGUGGAAAGAUGUCAUCUGUGAAUUUGUCUUAUGAACAUAAUGUCGAGGAUGUUCUAGACUUUGAAAUAGACACUGACAAACCGGGAGGUACAUUUGCUGUCAGUGUGGGUGCACUGCUUAUGCUUGCAUACUUUUUGUCAUUGGUUGUGUCAUAUUUGCACAUUCGCACUGAUUCUAUUGUUUAUCCCAUGGCACGGGCACCAACAGGACAGUACUUCUGUGAGUACUUCAUCCUGAUCAGGACAUCUCUUAGGCCAGAGUCCUCAUUUGAUCGUCAGCUGAGAGGACGGAUAUUUAUACAGCUGUUUGGAUCCUUCGCAGAUUCCCCUGUUCUUCUUUUGAAAAAAGGAAGAGGCAUUCAGUUCUUUUUUGCCCGUGGCGCCACCAACAUUUUCGUUUUCCAUUCACCUUAUGAUUUAGGUGACAUUGUGAGUUUCAAAUUUGAAUUCAUCAAUGACGCUCCUUAUGAAAUUCCAUUCAUUUCUUGGUUUCCAUCUUUUGUGUCAGUGCUGCGUCCUGCCACAAAAAAACAUUGGGGAUGCCAACCCGAAGAAAAACUUUUUUGUCAUGACAAAAUGGCAAUGACAUUUGACUGCACCCCAGGCCUGAGAGACUCAAAUGGAAUCCUUAAAUCUCUUUUUCUGUAUCAUAACUGGCUUUCAAUGAUGAAUUCACCUGUGAGAUUUGGCAUGUACAGCAACAUUGUGAACACAAUAAUGGUGUAUUUCUCUCCUGUGAUGAUCCUGUCCAUUCUUGAGUUGUAUCAGUUUGUGCAAGAUUCGAGAGAUGCGCCUCAGUAUCUGCCAGAGAUUUUAAAAACCCCCGAAGUUUGUGUUGCUCUGACUGUGGUUCUGGUGUGGAUCACUCAACUUCUGCUGGAGGCCUUAUUAAGAAACACAGCCCCAAAAUCCUAUUGUGCAUCAUUGAAACUCUAUGAUGGCCUCGCAGAUGUCAUAGAGUCUCCAUUCAUUGGACGCGAUUUUCUUGUUGAAUAUGACUGGGAAGGAGUCAAACCAUUGAUUCCCAGACACGGUGUAGUAAUGGCCAUGGGGAGCUCACAUGGAUAUGCCCAGAGUGUCUUUAACAUUGGAAAGCUUCAUUCUGUCUACAAUCUUUGGGGCAUAUAUACAUUAGAGGAACAAAGAGAGUGGAGUAUCUUUACACGAAGCAUUAAUGCAGCUGCUCUUCCGCUGCCUCCGUCAAUGAGGUGGCUUGCUAAGGAAACUUGGAGCAUCAAAGAAGAAAUACUUGUAAAUCAGUAUGAAAGAACACACGACAGUCCAGUGUGCCUCUUCUGUUCCUGGUUACGCGACUGGCCUGCACCUUACAUUAAUGAACCUCAGCAGGCAGGUGUGAUCUUCAGUAACAUCAUCUGCAAAGAUAUUCUUACCCUCAUCAAGAUGGAGAACAGGCUCACCCGUGCACGAUUUGCUCGUGUUUGUUUGUUCCAAUGGCAUGGAUUGCUGUGUUUUGUUUUCUUGUACUUCAUUUUGCAAGAAGCAGACAGAAGAAAUGAAGCCACAUCAGCUAUCAAAGCCUUCAUUCGGAGAACAGUGGAUCAAUUUAGCAACAGGAAUGCGCGUGAAAUCCAGGCGAAGUGGGAAUUGAGAAAGCGACAUUUCCAGUCUGUAUUUAAAGGAAAGAUCAGAUCUGUAACUUCCCUACCAGCAGGAGUGUUACAAAUAAAGGAUGAACUUGAACUGUUUGCUCAUCAUCAACCACACUAUGACUACCUCACAAGUAAACAAGAUGUUACGAGAAAUCUUCUGGAAGACGAGUGGGAUGAUGAAAAUAUGAGUGCCCAGCCUUUUGUUUUCACAACAUGUAAGAUUGCGAGCUCCAUAUUAAAGAGAAUUUUCCCAGUGAUGAAAAAAGCAAACACUGAAUUGAAAUCUCGUUGGAGUAAUGAUGGCUCCUGGGACUUUGACAAUUUUGAGACGGAUGAACUGAUUUUUGAAAAAAAUGGAGAUAAUUGCAGUGGAUCUGGCUUAUUCAAAGCAGGAACUAGAAGGACAAACAAGAAAACAAAUGGGUCUGGUGAUGACGCUUUGAAUGUCAGUAAUGAAGCACAUGAAAUUGAGCAUCAGUCACCUUGCCGAAAGAUGAAUGUAAGGAUGGAUUGUUAUGAUGACAUAGAGCCUACAGGAUAUUAUGAAGUAGAAGAGUGCCCAGAGAGAAGGAAGAGAAAACGCUUCAGUGGAAACUUAUCAGGUCGAAAGUCUUCAUCAGGGCUGCAUACAGGACCCAGUGCUAAUCAACCCUGUAGUUCACGGACAUCAGUUAAAGAAAGCUGGAAGUUUGAUCAGAACAAUUGUGCUCUUGAGGAUUUGCAGCAAGAGAAAAAAGACAAAGACCAAAUUGUCAAGGAGAAACUAGAGAAAAAGAGAAGGACUAACGAACCAGUACAGAAAGUGGAAGGUGUAACCGAUGAGAAGAAAAUAGUAAAUAAAGAGGUACAGGAUGUUGAUGACCUUGAAGAUAGGAAGAGCUGCCCUAUAUCAUCUUUCGAAACUGUGAAGCUGGGAUGCAGCUAUAACAAAAGUGUAAUGCCCAAAGAAAAUCCUUCAAACCCAUCCAUGCUUCUUCGACACAAGGAUGAACUUUCUGGUUAUUGUUGUGGAACUGAGAAAUGUGAACUUUAUCUAGAAAUUCACAAGAAGGUUGGCCAUAUCUCAUUGGAAAUAAUAAGGAAACAAUUACUGAAACUCCUGCACUAUGCCAUGGAUUCGAGAUUCAACAGGCUGGAAAGAUCAAAAUGCUGGCUGAGAAAGAAACUGGUGACCACAACUUUUGAAUCCAUGGUUAAAAAGGCUCAACUGUUUGAUGAUUCCAUGUUCCGCCCUACAAAUGAAGAUAAAAAUAGCUUUGUAGGUUUUAUCUGCAAUGAGCUCAUGACCAGUAAUCUUACCAUUCUAGAGGUCAUGCUGGAUGUGGUUGAUAUCAACCGCCAGGUAUGCAAAAUGCUGCAAGCCAAAGAGAUGGCCGACAGUCUGGCCUUGAAUAAUCCAGGUGAUGGCCAGAAGAAAGCAAAUCUUAAAGGAGGAAAAAAGGACAAAACAAGACCACCCCGAUGCCUGUUUUGUGCAAAAAUCUUGAAGAUUGAGACUAAUGCAAUGACAAAGGGAUGCUACAAUAUGGAGAAGCUUGUGAAGUUCUUUACCAGAGACACCAUCAUUGUUGCGGAGAAAGAGAUUAAUUUGCAGUUCAUUAGCAAAAUGACUGUACAGAGCUACUGUGCCAUGAUUGUGAACAUCUCAAAGAAAGAACUACUCAUGGAACUAGAGGACCCUCCUUUGGUUCUCUCCACCAAAAUGAUUCGAGCCAUGAUAUACUCUUUGCUGGAUGAGAACUUGCCCAAACACAAAGACUUGAAAGACAUGUCGGCAGAAGAGCUCAGGCGCAUGGGAACCCGAAGACAGAGGAUUCAGGCUCGCCAUGACCCACUGUCUGGAAACAGAUUAAAAGAAAGCCAAGAGCAAAAACGCAGAAAAGCUUUGAUCCAGGCCCUUGUUGAUGAAUUUUCUACCAAAUGGAGAGUAAAUGUCAAAGAGAACACACUGGUUUACAGCGCUGAACUACUAGCCCAGUGUCUUGUGCAAGAACGCAUCCUUGGUUUUUCCAUCUACUCUGGCUUUAUCAGUAAAGAACAUGAAAUGUUGCUGGACGGUAGUCGCAGCCGCCUGGCUGAAGUGGAGGAGAAAGCCUACAAUACUGUGAUCUUCAUUGCAAGGAAGUUCCUUUCUCCCAUCUUGACAGAGAUUUUGAACAGUGGUAAUGAAGUUGAUGUUCUCUUUAUGAAGCAGAAAAUGGAAAUCAAUUACUUUGUGGAAGCAAUUAAUGUUAUUCAAGUCUCAAAAGUACCUUCCUUUUUGAAGACAUGCUGCCACUACAUUGAGGAUAUUGUGACUGUCAAAAUGGAAGAGUUCAAAGAAUUCAGGCUCUACAUGAAGAAUUUGAAGCCAAUGAGAGAUUUGUUCUUGACUCCUAAUCUGAAACUGAUGAAAGGCAAAAAGUUCAAAAUAGACUCUGGUCUAGUGGAACCACAGGAGGAGACACAACCCAUGGCCAUUGCCUCUCCAAUUCUCCGCUGGGGACCUGUGGCUGUCAAAGGAGAGAAACCCCUUCCAGAGGAACUGAAAACUGUGGUAAACAAAACAGCAGAUUUUGACACACUACUUACCCAAGUCAUUAGCAACAGUGCUGGUGACCCAGUUAAAGAAGCCCUUGUUUCUGGGUUCUUAAAGUCUCAUGAAGAAGCAGAAACAUUUCUUCGGACCAAGGCCAUGGAGAACACCAAACAGUUGCAGUCUCAUUUGGCUAAGGUUCAAGCCAGACUCACAGACCAAAUUGCUGUUGCUUCUCAGAGUAUGGCUGAUGCUUUUGUGAUUGACACUGACUUUCAGCGUGACUUCCUAUCAGAAGAACUUUUCAAUGUGGAGUUUUACUCGACUGGCAAAAUGAAUGUGCCCUUUGGAUCUCUAGUGGGAAUAUUGAUUUGUGUUUUUGUUGUCUUUGUAUCAAUAAUAGCCUCUCUCUUUGCAAUUAUCAAAGCUUCUCAAAAUGGGCCUGAAGCCAUGCAUACUUGGGUAACUAGGUCUUUCAUAGCACUUGUUUGUUAUGGUUUUGUGUUAGAACCAAUCAAGUGCUUAAUUUAUUGCAUGUUUGAUCUCUUUCUAGAUUCUUUUUAAAAUGUUGCUUUUAAAAAUAGUUUAUAGUGGUUACAAUACUAUACUCUCUGUGUUCCAUGAGUUGGUGAUGCUUCUGAUCACAAGCUUGUUUUGUGCCCUAAUUGCCCAUAAAAAGUUAAAGUGAGAUUAUGAAAUAAGAUUUGUUUUUUUGGAUGUAAUUUUAUUUUCACCCUAUACAAGAUUUAGGGCAAUUUAGAGUAUGGUUAUCAUUUUCUGAUUUACAAGUGUGCUAUUGAACCUGUCCAAGACAGAAUUGCACUGGAGACAGAAAACUAUUCUACCUUAGACGUUUUCCACCUUGGUCAGGGGAAUUUAGGAGAAAGGGGUUCAGAGGGCUAGCUGUAAAAAGGGUCUCCUGUCCAUUCAGUAAGCAGUCAAUAAGUAAAAACUUCACACUUCCCAAGCGUUGUUCUAACCACUCUGAUAAUGGCACGCAUCAGUCUUACUAAUCCACUGUCACCACUGCUUGUAUUUCAUUAGAACCACUGUUUGACAAGUUGUAAACAGAAACUAUUGAACUUGUGUUUCCACCCUAUAUAAGUUAUGUAAUAACAGACCUGCCACUCAUCUCAUUUUAACUGGAAUACCCCCCCCCCCC